Molecule: messenger RNA, 2003 nt
Organism: Salpingoeca rosetta
Lineage: Eukaryota; Choanoflagellata; Craspedida; Salpingoecidae
Exons: 11
Coding region: 1-1764 (587 amino acids)
Source: RefSeq, a predicted model, not a curated record
AUGGACUUGAGGUUGAUGAUGGAAGCAAGCAACGCCGAGGACCUGGAGCAGGUUGCCCCUCAACUCCCAAAUGCUGAGGACUACACAUACCAACGCGUUGCUCGACACAAAUGCCAUUUGUGCGGUGCUGCUACGUUACCGGAGCCCAAGAACCAGCGCCUCAUCAACGACCGCCUAAAGAUCCUGAUGCGCAACCCAAGCGUGGAAGGGAGCUUGCUCAUCUCCCACAACGGCAUCAAGUUCCAAGACGCCGCUGGCAGGAAGAAGCCCUUGAUCAUUGGCCUGCACCGUGUGGUGUAUUCAGUGGCACACGCAUCAAAGCCAUAUGUGUCUGUUGUCAUCAGCGAACCACGCACUUUCAAGUGCAUCGGCCUGCGCACGGCAACACUCGCGGAAGCACAGCAGCUGAACAACGACCUUGGUGCUGCAUUCGAAGCCGCAUAUCGAAACAAACAGCUUCGUGUGCGCGCGGGCCAUGGCACCAGGGACGGCGGAUCGUAUCGGUUUGAGCGGAAACCGAGCAACAGCACGCCCUUCGCCGCCGCCACCACCACGGCCCCGCUGUCGGCAGAGCAGGCGAUGGAGGCCAUUGAGGCGGGAUUCACAGACCGCGGGUGGGUGGCGCCUGCAAGGGGAGCUGACAAGGCGAGAGGUGCAACUGCAGGCACAAGCUCGCGCAAUACCAACAGCAGUAGCAGUAGUGGCAGCAGCAGCAGCAGCAGAAACAGGCGUAGUGGCAGCGCCGACAGGGCAUGUGAUAUUGGCGCUGGCAGCAUGCAGCCCACCACCACCAGCACCAGCACCAGCAUCAACAAGCAGGAGCUUGAGCGACAGCUGGGCAUCUCUCAUGCACCAGCAACAUCACCACCACUGCUGUCAUCGUCACUCCCCUCCUCGCAAGCGCAGCAGCAGCAGCAGCAGCAGCAUCGAAGUGGGGGCCGGUGGUCCGUUGCGAGCACGCGAGAAUCGCCAACACAGCCCCGGACAACACCGCCACCACCGCUCAAUGGGCAGCGGAGGCGCGCACAGUCCGCUGCACAGUCAGUCAUGACGCAACAAACCGGGCAGCAGACACGUGCGCGCAUGUACACUGGGCGGGACACAGGGCCCGGUGUCCAGGGCGUGAACAGCGCGGUUGCACCAGCGAAGAAGUCCGAGACACCGCAGCCGCCGCCUCGAACGAGUAAGCCGCGACCAGUCCCGGAGCGAACGACGGUGAAGGCGCAAUCAUCGCCAUCACCGUCAGCCAGGACAGAUGACGUGGAUGUGGACUCUGCGGAUGUGAUUGUGCGCUCGCGUGCAUCAUCACAACGGCGACAACAGCUCUCAUCUACUGGUCCCGUUGUGCUUCCUCACUCCACUCCGCGCGCCCUCAUGCAUGCAACCCCAGAUAUGGCAUGCGCCACAUUCAAAGUCAAGGUGAUGCGCUGCCACGCCAUUUCGCGCUCUCCAUCGCUCGUUGUUGCCGACUACCUCGUCGCAGAUGCAAACGCUUCAGCCUCCCUCCGCUGCAUCGGAGGCACACUUGAUGUUGGCAAGACGUACGUCGUCAGCAACUGCAGUGGUGCAUAUGUGCACCGCCUCUUCUAUGUGCAGUGCAAUGUCGAGGACGCCAAGGAGUGCGAACAGGGACCACCACCGUCGUCGUCAUCAUCGUCAUCGUUGUCGCCGCAUGUGGGGACCACCACGCCAACGCCUGUGCUUGAGCGAGGGCUGUUGAACAUGACCUCGGAGCUGAGCCAAGGCACUCCACUCGUGUGCUAGCUUGCUGAGGCAACAUGCGAUGUGCUCACAUGAGUAUGUAUGGAAUACAUGCGCGUGUGCUGUUGCUGUUGUUGUUGCGUCGCUUGAUUGUAUGAUGAUGGCAUUUGACUGCAUGAUGAAAUGAUGGCAUGUCUGUGCGAGCGUGUGUGAGCCGAGGUGCCUUCUGUGGAUGUACACAUGCACGUGCAGCUCUCGAGUGCCUCUGUAAUGAACAUCAACAUACAACUGCACCACAACCA